CAGCUUCGACUCAAUAUCCUAUGUCAAUUUACGGGCCAGUCCUUAGAUUAUUUCUCAAGAGCAGGUUAGUACUUGGACUCGAACUCCGAGAAACCAAGCAAACCAAACCAAACCAGCUGCUGCCUGUUCUUGGAAGCCAUGGCUAUGGAAAACUAUGCAUCAAGAAAUAUUGACAAAAUUCACACAGAUGUCCUCUCUCAAUCAAGACAAGCUUGCUACAAGGCGCGGGAUGCUUUUUUUUCUUGUUUGGAGAAAGAAUCAGGCAAGAAACCUACAGAAAUUGGGUCCGUGGGGCUUCAAUAUCCAGCUGAAUGUAAAAACUCGAGGGCUGAGUUUGAGAAGAAUUGUAGACCUGCUUGGGUGAAGCAUUUUGAUAGGCUAUACUGUAGGAACAAGACAUCGCAAAGGUUGUUGGAAGACAAGGAAACCAGGAGAGGGUUAUAAAUAUGCUUGACAUGGCCCUUUAGGAAGAUGGAAGCAGUCUUUUGGUCAAUGUCUUGGUGAAUUCAUAUGCCCCUUUUGAAGUGAGACCAAGGUUUGUAGAAUGAGAUUAUGACUUGAGGCAAUGUUGCGUAGUCAAUGUUUAGCAUUAACAAUUAAAUUUCAAAGAAAGGAUGUAUUGUUAUCUGUCAAGAUAUUGUGGAUGUUGAAAAUGGGAUAAAAUUCAAACUUGAGUACGCUGUCAGGCUGCAUUGCUCAAAUACUUGGUAUUUUGUCCUCUAUAAAAUUAAUUUAUGUGUGCUGUUGGGAUUAAAAGAUGUGAGUUUCCUGUUUUCAAAUGGUUGCCACUGAUCUUUGAUGACUA
Molecule: messenger RNA, 805 nt
Organism: Populus euphratica (Euphrates poplar)
Lineage: Eukaryota; Viridiplantae; Streptophyta; Magnoliopsida; Malpighiales; Salicaceae
Product: cytochrome c oxidase assembly factor 6-like
Exons: 4
Coding region: 139-444 (101 amino acids)
Cellular component (GO): mitochondrion
Source: RefSeq, a predicted model, not a curated record